GCUGCUCCAAAGUGACGUGCAUCAGUUUGACUCGCGAAGCCUCCAUCAAGCUGUCCCCCUUACAUGGGAAACAGAUCUCCAUUCGCUACCUGGACAUGACAGACUGCUUCGUCCUGGAGGACGAAGGACUGCACACCAUUGCCGCCCACUGCACUCAACUGACCCACCUGUACCUGCGCCGCUGCGUCCGCAUCACCGAUGAGGGUCUCCGCUACCUGAUGAUUUACUGCACGUCCAUUAAGGAACUGAGCGUGAGCGACUGCCGCUUUGUCAGUGACUUCGGCAUGCGAGAAAUCGCCAAGCUGGAGUCGCGCCUCCGAUACCUUAGCAUCGCUCACUGCGGCCGGAUCACAGAUGUGGGCAUCCGUUACAUAGCCAAAUACUGCAGCAAGCUGCGCUACCUCAAUGCGCGGGGCUGCGAGGGCAUCACGGACCACGGCGUGGAGUACCUCGCCAAAAAUUGCACAAAACUCAAAUCGCUAGAUAUUGGCAAGUGCCCUCUGGUCUCAGACACCGGCCUGGAGUUUCUAGCCCUCAACUGCUUCAACCUGAAGCGCCUGAGCCUGAAAUCCUGUGAGAGCAUCACUGGGCAGGGCCUGCAGAUUGUAGCCGCCAACUGUUUUGACCUGCAGAUGUUGAAUGUGCAGGACUGCGACGUCUCUGUGGAUGCUCUGCGGUUUGUUAAACGACAUUGCAAGCGCUGUAUUAUAGAGCACACCAACCCUGCCUUCUUCUGAAAGGACACCCCACACCCGUCGUUACAAUGCAGUAUUAAAAACACUGAUGUAUAAACACACGCUCCCAUAUUCAGUAAUGCUGUCUUUUCUAUAGCUCACGGGAGUCAGCUUUUCUUGUAUGUUGUGAGUGAGGGGGGUUUCUAGAGAACUAUUUUGUUUGCUUUUUGUAUGAUCACUUUUUAAGGUGCCGUGCGUCUCCGUGGAGAGGCUGCCUUAAUGCAAAAGCAAUGAGUGCUCAGCAUCCCUGGUGGGGUGCCAUUUCCAUAACAGCCAUGAUCUCGUCCCAGGCUACUGUAGCUACCUCCAAAGGAAAUAGCACAUAAUCCCUCCUUUGGAAACACUACUAAGCUGUGUCAAAUACAUCUGAAUUCCAGCUGUGCUCAUGAAGCUGACUAUGCAAUAUGUGUCUGGGUUCCCCAACUUCUCCCAGUAUGGUUGACAAAGCAUCCUCUUGUCUCCAAGUAGUUUCUUUUUGGUAGCCAUCCAUUGUAAUCUGUCAGGAAAUACUGGGUAAAGUUCUUAAACAUACUUGAUUGAGGCAGAAGAAGACCUGCUGGCCAUUGCCACACACUCUGCUGAGUGACUCUGGAGAUUGUGCCUGUGUGUGGAUUCUGUCAGAAAGCCCACCCCCGGGUCACUCGUGCAUC
Molecule: messenger RNA, 1384 nt
Organism: Mesitornis unicolor (brown roatelo)
Lineage: Eukaryota; Metazoa; Chordata; Aves; Mesitornithiformes; Mesitornithidae
Gene: FBXL7
Product: F-box and leucine-rich repeat protein 7
Exons: 1
Biological process (GO): SCF-dependent proteasomal ubiquitin-dependent protein catabolic process
Cellular component (GO): SCF ubiquitin ligase complex
Molecular function (GO): protein binding
Source: RefSeq, a predicted model, not a curated record